AUGCUGCAGUCAAAGUCAGAUGACCUGUCUGCCCUGGUAAUAGAUAAUGGGUCGGGGAUGUGCAAGGCAGGCUUUGGUGGGGAUGAUGCCCCUCGCGCUGUGUUCCCCUCUAUUGUUGGACGGCCUAGACACCAGGGUGUCAUGGUAGGGAUGGGCCAGAAGGACAGCUAUGUCGGAGAUGAGGCCCAGAGCAAGAGAGGCAUUCUCACUCUGAAGUAUCCCAUUGAGCAUGGAGUAGUCACCAACUGGGAUGACAUGGAGAAGAUCUGGCACCAUACAUUCUUUAAUGAGUUGCGUGUGGCCCCUGAUGAGCACCCCAUUCUACUCACCGAGGCACCCCUCAAUCCCAAAAUCAACCGGGAGAAGAUGACUCAAAUCAUGUUUGAGGCCUUCAACACACCUGCCAUGUAUGUUGCUAUCCAGGCUGUUUUGUCCCUCUAUGCUUCUGGACGGACCACAGGCAUUGUCAUGGACUCUGGAGAUGGAGUCACUCACACUGUGCCCAUUUAUGAAGGGUAUGCUCUGCCCCAUGCCAUCCUGCGCCUAGAUUUAGCAGGUCGGGACCUGACUGACUAUCUCAUGAAGAUUCUCACUGAGCGAGGCUACAACUUCACCACUACAGCUGAGCGGGAAAUAGUACGUGAUGUCAAGGAGAAAUUGUGUUAUGUGGCUUUAGAUUUUGAGCAAGAGAUGGUCAGUGCUUCCACAUCAUCCUCACUGGAAAGGAGCUAUGAGCUGCCUGAUGGGCAAGUAAUCACCAUUGGGAAUGAACGGUUCCGGUGCCCUGAAGCCAUCUUCCAGCCCUCUUUCCUAGGCAUUGAGUCUAGUGGGAUCCAUGAGACAACUUUCAACUCCAUCAUGAAAUGUGAUGUGGACAUUCGUAAGGACCUCUAUGCCAACACUGUGCUCUCAGGAGGCAGCACCAUGUACCCUGGCAUUGCUGACCGGAUGCAGAAGGAAAUCUUGGCCCUGGCACCCAGCACCAUGAAGAUCAAAGUCAUUGCUCCUCCAGAGCGUAAGUACUCAGUCUGGAUCGGUGGUUCCAUUCUGGCCAGCCUGUCCACCUUCCAACAGAUGUGGAUCAGCAAGCAGGAAUAUGAUGAGUCUGGUCCAUCUAUUGUCCACAGAAAAUGCUUCUGA
Molecule: messenger RNA, 1140 nt
Organism: Dromiciops gliroides (monito del monte)
Lineage: Eukaryota; Metazoa; Chordata; Mammalia; Microbiotheria; Microbiotheriidae
Gene: ACTBL2
Product: actin beta like 2
Exons: 2
Coding region: 1-1140 (379 amino acids)
Biological process (GO): axonogenesis; cell motility
Cellular component (GO): NuA4 histone acetyltransferase complex; membrane; cytoplasm
Molecular function (GO): nucleosomal DNA binding; protein kinase binding
Source: RefSeq, a predicted model, not a curated record